Messenger RNA from Lachnellula hyalina, 1029 nucleotides. RefSeq names its product Coiled-coil domain-containing protein (gene CCDC130). The record is from RefSeq and is a predicted model, not a curated record. Gene Ontology annotation, biological process: mRNA splicing, via spliceosome. Bases 1 to 1029 code for a protein of 342 amino acids. The transcript has a single exon. Lineage: Eukaryota; Fungi; Ascomycota; Leotiomycetes; Helotiales; Lachnaceae. Gene Ontology annotation, cellular component: U2-type spliceosomal complex; post-mRNA release spliceosomal complex.
AUGCAGGGCUUUAAUAUGGGUCGUUAUGUUCCCCCUGAUCAGGAAGGAUUGAUCAGUGGGAACAAACUCCAUGGGAAGCAUGCCCUGGGCGCCCGCGCAAAUAAGAUCUCCCAAGGCAUCCUCACCGUACGAUUCGAAAUGCCCUACCCAAUAUGGUGUAUACACUGUCCAAAGCCUACCAUCAUAGGGCAAGGUGUACGAUUCAAUGCCGAGAAGAAAAAAGUUGGGAAUUACUUUUCAUCUCCCAUCUACAGCUUCCGGAUGAAACAUAUUGCCUGCGGCGGGGUGAUUGAGAUUCGAACGGAUCCUAAAAAUACGGCAUAUGUGGUUACAGAGGGUGCGAGGAAGCGAGAUCUGGGGGAUGACAAGGUGGAGGAAGGUGAUAUCAAGAUCAUGACGCAGGAAGAGAGGGAAACAAUAAGGGACAAUGCGUUCGCUUCUCUGGAAGGCAAAGUAGAGGACAAAAAGCGGUUGCAACACAGCAAGAGACGACUGGAAGAAUUAGAAGAGCUCUCCGAGAAGCAAUGGGACGAUCCGUACGAAAGGAACAAGAAAUUGAGAAAGGCUUUCCGGGAAGGAAGACACUUGAGGGAAAAGGAAGCUGGUGUUACGGCAGCGUUGCAAGAUAAGAUGAGUCUUGGUCUUGAUCUGCUUCCCGAACAUGCAGAUGAUACAAACCGGGCCAGGUUCAUCGAGUACGGUGAGUCGAAUGCAGAGAAAGCAAUGACCAAAGCGAUAUCUAAGCCUCUGUUUGGGAAAGAGGAAAGUCCCCCAAAGAAGUCCAAAGGCUCGAAGCUCAGAGGGAAACUAAAGGCCGAGCACGUUGCGAAGCAGAGAAAAGCUGAUAUUGUGGCUGAGAUAAGAGGAAACACCAGAGCAGUGAUGGAUCCGUUCCUCACUGGCACGAAAGCAUCAGAGAAGUCGACCGGAAAGUUCGUGUUGGCUGGUGUGAAGAGGAAGCAACCUAAAAUUGAAGGCACUCCAGAACAGACUACUGGAGCUGGUUUGGUGGACUAUGAUUCUGAUUAG